Molecule: messenger RNA, 483 nt
Organism: Psilocybe cubensis
Lineage: Eukaryota; Fungi; Basidiomycota; Agaricomycetes; Agaricales; Agrocybaceae
Exons: 3
Coding region: 1-483 (160 amino acids)
Cellular component (GO): mRNA cleavage and polyadenylation specificity factor complex
Molecular function (GO): mRNA binding
Source: RefSeq, a predicted model, not a curated record
AUGACAGAAGAACAAAUUGUGAUUAUUUUCAAGGCUGUUGGUCAGGUUGUAGGAUUUAGGCUCGCCUUCGACAGAGACACAGAAAAACCAAAAGGUUAUGGCUUUUGUGAAUUUGCAGAUCACGAGACUGCUCUUUUGGCUGUUCGUAAUCUCAAUAAUACGGACUGCGGAGGUCGUUCAUUGCGUGUCGAUUUGGCCGAUUUGGACCCUCUUCUGGAAGGAAAAACGACUGUUAGAGGCCGUAUAAUGGAUAGGGGUUACACUGGGUCAUCCGAAUACCGUAGCCGAAUGCAUUUGGAUGCAAAUGACGGGGGUAAAGGGCAGUGGAAUGACAAUGAUACAUUUUUAGCGAAUAUCCCACCUGGGAUAACCAUCCCGAGUGGUGUUUCAGCACUUGACCACAUUAAAUGGAUCGUGGCUGAGUUACCGGAGAGUAAAGUUCGCGAGGCCCUGGCUCAGAUGAAGGUGAGCAACGGAAUUUGA